GUCAGGCACGGAGUGACGAGGCCAGAGCCAACCCCAGUGCUACUCAACCCAAGAGCCCCAGCGUCCCGCCCAGUGCUCCCCAGUCUCCAGGUGCCCCCCGGAACCAGCUACUCAGCGCUUCCUCUCCGCCUCGGCCCGCACCAUCUCCGAAAGGAUGCAGUUCGAGAUGCAUGACAACGUGAAGGGCAAAGCUAUGUCUUACCCUGUGACCAGCCAGCCCCAAAGCCAGAGCACCUGCUACCAGACCCAGCAAAGUGACUGGCACACAGAACUCACAGACUGCUGCAAUGAUAUGCCCGUGUGUCUGUGCGGCACCUUCGCCCCCCUGUGCCUGGCCUGCCGCAUCGCUGAUGAUUUCGGGGAGUGCUGCUGUGCGCCCUACCUGCCUGGUGGUCUCCACUCCCUCCGCACUGGCAUGAGAGAGCGCUAUCACAUUUUGGGCUCUGUUGGAAACGACUGGGCAGCGCUCACCUUCUGCCUGCCUUGUGCGCUCUGCCAGAUGGCUCGGGAGCUGAAGAUCAGACAGUGAGGACCCGCCCCAGCCCCGCCCACUUAUUCCUUCUGACCCUCCAUUUCCUUCCCCCUCCCCCUGCCAA
Messenger RNA from Phascolarctos cinereus (koala), 596 nucleotides. It is a transcript of the gene CNFN, whose product is annotated as cornifelin. NCBI's taxonomy places the organism in Eukaryota, Metazoa, Chordata, Mammalia, Diprotodontia, Phascolarctidae. The record is from RefSeq and is a predicted model, not a curated record.